This is a messenger RNA of Eutrema salsugineum, 3135 nucleotides long. RefSeq lists its product as uncharacterized. The transcript has 5 exons. Gene Ontology annotation, biological process: DNA integration. Gene Ontology annotation, molecular function: nucleic acid binding; zinc ion binding. The record is from RefSeq and is a predicted model, not a curated record. Bases 1 to 3135 code for a protein of 1044 amino acids. NCBI's taxonomy places the organism in Eukaryota, Viridiplantae, Streptophyta, Magnoliopsida, Brassicales, Brassicaceae.
AUGGAGAGCUAUAAGGAAAUGGUGAACAACUCCAGGAUCAUCCUGGAUGAUGGGAACUACGGGUUUUGGAAAGCUAGGAUCAGAUCCAUGAUCAAAGGGAUCGAUCCACUGGCAUGGAAGGCAGUAACAGAUAAAUGGGAAGAACCACUGGUAGCUGAUGCCAACGGAGUCUUUCAUCCAAAACCAGAAGAAAGUUGGACUGAAGAGGAGUCAAAAAGAGCGAAGUACAAUUCAAGGGCGCUGACUACUAUUCACACCAACAUAUCAAGAAAGACAUUUGAGCUGAUUCAAGGUGUUGAGACUGCCAAAGAAGCAUGGGACAUACUUCAGAUGCAGUACGAAGGAACAACAAAGGUUCAAAACUCCAGAAAGGACAUGCUUGCUUCUCGCUUUGAGAAUCUAAAGAUGGAGGAGGAUGAAACCAUCUCUGAAUUCAGUUCGAAACUGAGUGCUCUAGCACAAGAAGCAGCGGUGUUAGGCAAAAAAUACAAGGAUAAGAAGCUGGUGAAGAAAUUCUUGAGGUGUCUGCCAUCGAGGUUUAUGGGGUACAAAUCAGCACUCAGUGUGUCCAGUAACACAGAGAACAUGCCAUUCAGUGAACUUGUAGGCAUGCUGAAAGCUCAUGAGAUGGAGCUAGACAGUCAGAAGAAGCCUAAAAGUCUAGCUCUAAAGUGUGAAAACCGUAUCACUGAAGAUGAGGAAGACGAUCCCAUAAGUCUUCUGGUUCGGAGGUUUGAUCGUGCUUUGCGGAAAACUGGGAAACCUCAGAAGAAGGUUGCCUCCUUCAAGAAGACAACUGAAGUGGACAAGUCUAACAGAAAGAGUGAGGAGAUUCAGUGCUAUGGCUGCAAAGGAUUUGGACACACUCAGCUGGAAUGUGUCAAUGAUCAAAAUCGCAGGAAGGACAAGUCCAUGUUGGCUGAGGAAGAAUCGGAUGAUGAUUCAGAGGAUGACUCAGUCGAAGAGACAAACAACUUCGUGACGUUUAUCGGGAUCGCUGAAAUUGAGGAGGGACAGGAGUCAGAGUCAGAGCCUAAAGAAGAAAAGGAGGAUGAUCUCAUGAGCAGCUACAAGGAAGUACGUCAUGUCCUGGUUAGUCUCAACCAAGAAAACAGUGAAUUGAAGAAAGAAAACCAGAGACUGUCUGUACUAGUCGACAAGCUCAGCAAAGAUCUCGAAGCAGCAAACGCACUUGGCCAGGGAAGUGUCAAUCUGAUCAAGGAGAAGCUGGAGUUAGCCAACAAAGCUGAAGGUCUGAGGCAGCAUUUAAAGGUUGAAAACCAGAUAUCGGAGAAGAUGGAGUCUAAACUAGAUCAGCUAAAGAAGCAGAUUCAGAUGUUCGCAGGAACCAAGCAACUGGACAAGAUCCUGAGCUACGGAUGUCAAGCCAAUACGAAGCAUGGAUUGGGGUACAGUGGAAGGGAACAGAAGAGCUCAGAUGAAAUCAAGUUUGUUUCAUCAGGAUACAACCGGCCUGAAGAUCAAAGACCUGUCACCAAACUGCGAAAAGGACGAGAGUGCUAUUACUGUGGCAAGAUCGGACAUAUCAAGGCAUACUGUUACAGCAGAUGGAACAGGGUUCAGAAACUGAUGAAGCAACGGAAGUUCAGUUGGAAUGGACCCACGAAUCAAGUCUGGCUCAGGAAAGAGGAUUUGCGAUUCGAACCUAAGGGACAACAGAAGAAGAAUUCUUUCAAGCCAAAAGAAUUCACUGUUAAGAGAUCUUUCAGGGAUGAUCCAAUGUCAAUGCUGUGGCAUGGAUUCAAGUGCAACAUGGCCCAAGUUGAGAGCGAUGAAGACGAGUCAGAGCCUUGGUACUUCGAUAGUGGCUGCUCACGGCACAUGACUGGAAACCGAAGCUACCUCCGAAAUGUUAAGAAGAUUAAGGGAGGAAGAGUCACGUUUGGUGAUGGAAGUGUCGGUGCCAUACAAGGAAAAGGCAUUACAAAAGACGAAGAUCAGCCUGAUCUAGUCAAUCUGUGGCACCAGCGACUCGGACACAUGAACAUCAGGAAUCUCAAUGAUCUCAUCUCAAAGGAGAGCAUUAGAGGAGUUCCAAAGAUCAAGGGAGGAGAUAAGUUUGUGUGUGGAGCAUGUAACCAAGGCAAACAGGUGAAAGUCCAACACAAACGAGUACCUGACGUACAAUCCAAAGCACCACUUGAUCUAGUUCACAUGGAUCUGAUGGGGCCAGUUCAGACAGAGAGUUUGGGAGGUAAAAAGUAUGUGUUUGUGCUGGUUGACGACUUCACCAGAUUCACAUGGGUUAGGUUUCUCCGAGAAAAGUCUGACACGGCGGAUAGCUUCAGAAUCUGGGCUUUACAAUUCAUGAAUGAACGAAGUUCAAUCAAACGAGUCAGGAGUGAUCAUGGGGGAGAGUUUCAGAACGAGUUCAUGAAGUUGUUCUGUGAAAGUCAUGGAAUAGCACAUCAGUUUGCUGCACCCAGAACUCCACAACAAAACGAUAAGCAGUCAGCACAGUGCUACAUCUUGAAUGACAAGGAUCAUCUUGGGAAGUUUGAUUCAAGGAGUGAUGAAGGAAUUUUUCUGGGCUACUCAGGUCAUAGCUCAGCCUUUCGUGUGUUCAACAUGAGGACAAAGGUUCUGGUUGAGUCAGUAAAUGUGGUGUUCGAUGACUACGCUCAGAUGGAAUGGGAGAAGCCUCUGAUCGGGAGUGAUUCUGAAGGUGACGAAGGUGAUUGGGUAACACAGACAGCAGAGGCGAUGCAACAGCCAUCUGUGUCAACCGAAGAGCCUCAGAUCAUGACUCAGGAGAACACAAAGCAAGUUCAUCGGAAUCAUUCAGCCUCAGAUAUCAUUGGUGAGGUGAAUGAAGGGAGGAAGACUCGUGGCAUUCAACUGGAUUUCAAGAAAAUGGUUGAGAAGUUCUCUGAGAUGGUGUUCUAUUCCUGCUUUGUGUCAGUGAUUGAACCGAAAGAUCACAGACAAGCGUUGCAGGAUGAGUUCUGGAUUGUUGCCAUGGAACAAGAACUCGAGCAGUUUGUUCGAAAUGACAUGUGGGAACUAGUGCCACGAGUCCACGACCGAUGGAUUGCAACAUUGUGGGAACCAAGUGGAUUUUCAAGAAUAAAAUUGAUGAGAAUGGAGCAGUGGUUCGAAACAAAGCUCGUCUAG